AUGAGCAACAAUAUGGGAACAUUUAUAAUUACUAUUGUCACACAGAGUACAUUUGGGGACAAUGCAGCUAUUUUGGGUGGUAUCACAAAUGUCCUGAUUAGUGAUUCGCUUCCCACUGCAGGUGGUGCUACCUACGACUCCUUUGCGGAGCGGCAUAACGCGACAUGCCUCGCCAAUACGAGAACGGACCUCCUCAAUCAAAUCCAAGGCAGGCUCGAAUCGGAGAUGAGCGAGUUCAUCAUCAUUUGGCUUAAGGGGAUGGCGGGGACGGGGAAAUCGACCAUUGCUCGCACAAUAGCGAAAUGGCUACGCGAGGCAGGAGACCACAAUACGCUCAAUGUCAACUUCUUCUUCAAGGAGGGCGAUCGAGAUCGCGGACAUGCCCAACUCUUUUUUACAACCAUCGCAUUUCAGCUCAAAACAUUGGACAGCGAUCUUGGUAGCCUCAUCGACUCAGCCACCAAGGCAGACCCAGGCAUCCACCACAAGGGCCUGGAAGAGCAGUUCGACAAGCUCAUUAUGCAGCCCUUGCGUGCCGUCCAAAAGUCCAUGAUCAUCACCAUCGUUGUCGAUGCUUUGGAUGAGUGCGACGAUGGCAAUCUCAUCGUCACUUUGCUGGCGCAGCUGAGCGAGAUUCCCUCCCUCACUAUUCGCAUAUUUCUCACGAGCCGGCCUGAGGUGCCAUUUCGUCUUGUUUUCAAGAAACUUACCUGCCAGUACCAGGAUAUUAGCCUCCAUGAGAUCCCGCACUCUGUUAUUAAGCAGGACCUGACGACAUUCUUCAUUCACGCGCUGGGGGAAAUUAGAGACAAACAGAAUAACAUCCGUCUGCAUGAUGAUCAACUUCCGCCAGAUUGGCCUGGACCAGAGAAUAUCCGACUCUUGGUCGAGAUGGCUAGCCCUCUGUUCAUCUCUGCCUCGACCAUUUGUCGCUUCAUUGACUCCAAUAGUAUCCCUCCAGAGGAACAGCUCCAUAAGAUACUGGCGUGCCGGCACACUAUCCAGUUGGAGGGUGUUUAUGCGCCAAUUCUCAGCCAGUUGCUUUGUAAUGUGACAAAGAACGACCAGCGGGGUGUAGUAGAGAACUUCAAGAAAGUUGUUGGCUCCGUGGUGUCACUCUUUGAAACUCUAUCCGCAAACUCCCUUUCUGCACUCCUCGGGGUUCGUCGACGCAAGGUUGACCCAAUAUUGUGUCAGCUUCAUUCCGUGUUGAUUGUCCCUUCAGAUCCAGAUGCCCCGAUAGAGAUGCUGCACAAAUCAUUCCGCGAUUAUUUGUUUUCCAAAGGAAAGAGUGGGCAGAAACCACACCAGUUUUGGGUGGAUUCUCGAAAAUCUCACGAGAGAAUCGCCAGCCGCUGCCUGAAAAUUCUCGAAAACAGCCUGACGCGAAUCUUCUCCCGGCUGACAUCGCUUAGAACGUACUUGGGAGACAUCACAAAUGAAGUACGUGAUUUAAUCCCAUCUCACGUGCAAUAUGCCUGCCGGAAUUGGAUCUAUCAUCUGAAUCAUGCAAACUGGACACUUCGAAUUGAAGCACAAGUCGAGUCUUUUUUCGAGAAUCACUUUCUUCAUUGGGCCGAAACACUCCUCUUCAUUGAGUCACAUCGUCCACAGACAAUGGAGCAACUUGCAUAUGUGAGUUUGUCCUCCUAUUAG
Messenger RNA from Clonostachys byssicola, 1656 nucleotides. NCBI's taxonomy places the organism in Eukaryota, Fungi, Ascomycota, Sordariomycetes, Hypocreales, Bionectriaceae. The record is from the annotation of a GenBank genome assembly.